AUGUUGCUGGGUGGUGUCGUUCGCGCAGUUGGACCAGAUCAUGGGAUCCAGGAAGCCGGAGUUCUACAGCAUACAAAAGGCAAUGAGGUCGACGAACUUGUGGUGGUUGAGAUCAAGAAAUUUUUGGCGAAAACUCGUAUCACGGGAAGUAUUUCCUACGUCGCCACUGCCCCAUCACGCCCAACUCAACGAACACUCUCCCUCAACGCAUAUCUCGUGUUUUCGAUCGGAACAAUGCAUUUCCAUGACAGUGACCACCAAGGAGUUAACCCCACCCCACGGAAUGAACCUGCUCCAUCGCACUGGGCUGGUCCAACCUCAGCCUGUUCUUCCACUCUGCUGGACUGCUCUUCGCCGUCUAGAGAUGCAUUCGGCCCGACAUUCACCCUCGUCGAAGAUUCGUUGUCCACGAUAUCUGCUCGUGGACAUCGAACAAGACGAGAGUUUGCACCCAUCUUUCAUCCAACUUCAUCUCGGAAGGUGGGCGAAUGUCGGCGAACCAAGGGGCCCAAGCUGAUCCACCGUGCAAUUCGACACUUGACACGCGGAGCCAAAAAUGCCGUGAACUGCUACCAGAAAGACUGUCAACCGAGGCUCCUGCAUCCAGCAUGCACAUCCCGCACCUUCAUCUCCAGAAAAUUCUUGAAAGAUGUUCGUUGGUGUACGAACUCAGGGAAGAUGCGGGGUGCUGUAAAGUACUUAGCACUAGGCGCCUUCGGCGCCAGCAGAUUUCAUCCCCUUGUCGUGAACUUUACCAAAACACCCGUUCACCUCGUGGGAUGGGGGUCUCUUGGCCUCUGGGCACUCUCCUUUCCUUCCUUCCCUCAUCCUGAAUCUCUCCACCUUCGGCAUUUCAACAUGAUCGGAGCAAGUGUUCUUGCCAGUGCUCACCACUUUGUUGCUAGUAAUGGUGUUGCACAAUCCUUGCUUUCCAACCACAACACGUAUGAGCAUGGUUUGUAG
Laccaria bicolor S238N-H82 is the source of this 963-nucleotide messenger RNA. RefSeq lists its product as uncharacterized. The coding region runs from base 1 to 963 and encodes 320 amino acids. The record is from RefSeq and is a predicted model, not a curated record. The transcript has 7 exons. Lineage: Eukaryota; Fungi; Basidiomycota; Agaricomycetes; Agaricales; Hydnangiaceae.